Melampsora larici-populina 98AG31 is the source of this 240-nucleotide messenger RNA. RefSeq lists its product as uncharacterized. Gene Ontology annotation, cellular component: cytoplasm; nucleus. Gene Ontology annotation, biological process: RNA metabolic process. Gene Ontology annotation, molecular function: single-stranded DNA binding; sequence-specific DNA binding; RNA binding. Lineage: Eukaryota; Fungi; Basidiomycota; Pucciniomycetes; Pucciniales; Melampsoraceae. The transcript has 3 exons. The annotation marks the transcript as partial. The record is from RefSeq and is a predicted model, not a curated record.
GAAGAAUAUUUACAUGGAUUGAUUAGUUUGAUUAAUGAAUUGACUAGGUUAUCAAUUAAUGUUAUCAGUUUAGGUUUCUUUCAAGUUCCGAUUGGGAUUUGUGAGUUUGUUAAAGAAUUGAGUAAUGGGUUUUCGGUUUUGAAUUUGAAGAAUGAUUCGUUGAGAAAACGAUUUGAUUCGAUAAAGUAUGAUUUAAAAAGAUUAGAAGAAGUUGUAUAUGAUAUCACACUUAGAGGUUUA